Dermacentor andersoni is the source of this 1447-nucleotide messenger RNA. The record is from RefSeq and is a predicted model, not a curated record. Lineage: Eukaryota; Metazoa; Arthropoda; Arachnida; Ixodida; Ixodidae.
AUCGUUUGAGCUAAGAGAAAAGAGUACUUUGCUGUGGCGUAAAUUAUGCUGCGUGUGCACACGCUCUGCGCUGUUCUUAAAGCAAAGUUUUCUUUUCUCUUUUCCCCCUCCCCCCUCUCUCGGGUGCUCGUUGCUGCCUGCUGUCUUGCACGAUUUGCAGGUACCGCACACAGUGGAAACGACAGCCGGAUAUAGUAUAAACUAAUGGGAGCGGGGGCGGCAGGUGAUAUACAAGUAAGCGCUUUCAGAUUGAACUCCUCUGAAUGAAGAACUUAGUAAUGAUGCUUCUAAUGCCCACCAUGCUACUAGUCACCAACCUGGCUGCUGGUUUCGCCGCUUUUGACCAGGAGUUUAUAGAAGAGCAGUGGGAGUCAUUCACGUCAACGCAUGGAAAAUUGUACCAAUCAAAAGAAGAGGAACAGAAAAGGCUCCUUAUUUUUGCAAGCAACCUUGAGUUGAUCAAAGAGCAUAACCAGAGAUACGACGAAGGAAAUGUCAGCUUUAAGCUGGCUAUGAAUCGUUUCGGAGAUAUGCUGAGUUCCGAGCUCGCCCAAGUGGUAACGUUCACGCCUGAAAGAAGAUCCAACUUAGAAGUGUUGGCUUGUCCAGAAGAACCGAUCCAUCUUAAUGCCAGUGAAUUGCCUGAUGAAGUGGACUGGCGAAAAGAGGGCGCUGUGACGCCAGUGCCCGACCAGGGAUCGUGUUUUUCUUCUUAUGCAUUCAGUGCGACCGGAGCAGUGGAAAGCCAUCAUUUCAUCAAGACGGGUCAACUGGUGGACCUAAGCGAACAAAACCUCAUUGACUGCUCUCAAGAUUUCGGCAACCUAGGUUGCGAAGGAGGGCGAGCAGACCAGGCUUUUGAAUACAUCAUACAAAACAAGGGCAUUGACCUGGAAGAACUCUACCCUUAUGCUUCAAAGACCAUGCCGUGUGCAUUCGACAAGGGAGCAGUAGGUGCGACGAUAUCCGGAUUUCGAACAGUUCCUCAAAGUUCUGAGGAGCAACUCCAGGCGGUUGUAGCCACUGUUGGCCCAGUUGCAGUUGCGGUUGAUGCCACGCACGAUGACUUCUUCCAGUAUGACCAAGGCAUCUAUACUAAUCCAUUCUGCAGUACAUCUGACGUCAACUAUGGCCUUUUAAUAGUUGGAUACGGCACUGUCAAUGGCAUAGAUUACUGGAUCUGUAAGAACAGCAUGGGACCGGACUGGGGCGAGCACGGUUACAUAAGGAUGGCGAGAAACAAAGGAAACCAGUGCGGCAUCGCUACCUUGGCCACCUAUCCGGAAGUCUAGUCGACAUAAAGCAAGAUUUAGAACAUGUUCUUGCUGCGGUAAUUUGUCGCUUUUAGCACAGAAGGUAAAUAUAGACCAUGUUAUCUGUUAAUCGAAAAUUGAGCGCUCAACUCUUACCUGUGACAGUUCGCGAGAAUAAACCAUAUUGCAUACUA